AUGUAUGCUUGGCCACAUAAGAGAUCAUCCAUUCACGAAGUAUCAACAGAUGAACACGUAUUCAUCAAGAGGAAAAAAGAAUCACUAUGGAGUGAAAUCCAGAUAUCAACCAACAGAUAUAAAACAUUAUCAACUCAAGAAGAACAAAUAAAAAAGUAUUUCGAAGAAAUAUUUAAUUUUUUUAUGGCUCAGGAGUUUUCGAAAAAAAGAGAAAUAAGAAAAGAGAAAAAGAUAAUGAAAAGGCAUAUCAAUAAUAAAAUCGACGAAUUAAAAGAGAUAGUAAAGAUAUUAGAAAUAAAUAAUGUAAUAAACUCAACUAACAAUAGUAUUAAUAGUGAAAGAGUUAAAAGUACAAAUGUAGUAGAUAACCUAUCAGAUAUCUCAGAAACACAUGUAUCGACUAUAGAAACUCUAACUAAAUCGAUUUCAGAUAGCAAGUCUCUAUUUUCGUUUAUCAAAUCUAACAGGGAAACUUUAUUCUAUGUGGAUCAAAUAGAAAUCGACCAACUACGUAGCCAACACAAUAAUGACUUAUUAUUAUUAUUGGAUUCGCUUCUCAAAUACAACACGAAAUUCAAAGCUACAGAACCCCUAAAAAACAAUAAUAAUAAUAAUAAUAAUAAUAUUAAUAACAACAUCAAUGAUCAGCAUAUUUAUAAUGAAUUUAAGGUCGAUCAUCCAACAAUCAAUAACAUGUUACUUCAAAGUUUAGUAUGGACAAUUAAAAUAUUUGAUCAACUAAGAUGCCAUACUCGUUACUGUACACAUAUCGCCAAACAAUUCUCACUCAUUGGUCAAGACAGUCAAGACAAAGAGCAUAUCAAUGCUAGAUUCGCCAGAAAAAGAUUAGCUAAUUCAUUACCAGAGAAUAAUAUUUGUCAAAAUGGUUAUGUCGGUGGAUCAUUGUGGCAGCCGACUUCUGACAACACUUAA
Molecule: messenger RNA, 933 nt
Organism: Heterostelium album PN500
Lineage: Eukaryota; Evosea; Eumycetozoa; Acytosteliales; Acytosteliaceae
Exons: 9
Coding region: 1-933 (310 amino acids)
Source: RefSeq, a predicted model, not a curated record